AUGCCAGGCUUCGACUUCUCGAACUACAACCGCAAUGCGGCCCUACACGCUAGAGGUGCACCUUUGCCCAAGGCUACCAGUACAGGUACAACUAUUGUUGGAUGCAUAUACGAUAAUGGUGUAGUGAUUGCAGCAGAUACACGAGCCACAAGCGGCCCCAUUGUCGCCGAUAAAAACUGCGAAAAGCUCCAUUUCAUCUCCCCCCAGAUCUGGUGUGCCGGUGCAGGAACAGCAGCCGACACCGAAUUCACAACGGCCCUCAUCAGCUCAAACAUUGAACUACACUCGUUGUCCACCGGUCGAGCACCCCGCGUGGCUACUUGCAUGACUAUGCUCAAACAGCACCUUUUCAGAUAUCAGGGACACAUCGGUGCCUAUCUCGUCGUCGCCGGCGUCGAUCCCACAGGCACACAUCUCUUCACUGUGCACGCACACGGUUCAACUGACAAACUGCCCUACGUGACCAUGGGAUCUGGUUCGCUCGCUGCCAUGUCCGUAUUCGAGUCAAUGUGGAAACCAAACCUAGACAAAGAAGGUGCUAUCGCUAUCUGCUCCGAGGCCAUUUUAGCCGGUAUCUUCAACGAUUUGGGAUCUGGUAGCAAUGUCGACGUUUGCGUGAUCGAGAAGGAUCAGCCCACGCAGUUGUUGAGGAACUACAUUAAGCCUAAUGAGCGUGGCAGGAAAGAACGUGAUUACAAGUUCCCGCGGGGUACUACCGCUUGGCUCAAGGAGAAGGUUAUCAAGAAGGAGGAUAUUGGGAAAUAUGUCAUUGUGCAAGAACUUGGCGAAGAUGAGGACUCUAAUGUUGUUGAGAGGAUGGAAGUUGAUUCAUAG
Messenger RNA from Talaromyces marneffei, 834 nucleotides. RefSeq lists its product as uncharacterized. Lineage: Eukaryota; Fungi; Ascomycota; Eurotiomycetes; Eurotiales; Trichocomaceae. The record is from RefSeq and is a predicted model, not a curated record. Bases 1 to 834 code for a protein of 277 amino acids. The transcript has 2 exons. Gene Ontology annotation, cellular component: proteasome core complex. Gene Ontology annotation, molecular function: threonine-type endopeptidase activity.